CUUUGCCAAUGACUCUGUCGAAACCCAAGAGUUUUGCCAGGCAGCUAUAAAGAAAAAGGUAGCCUGGCAGUCUUGUCAAAUUGCAGAUUUCUUAAAUGCUUUCAAUCUCAAAAAGAAGCUUAAGCCAGAAUAUGAUUGCCAAAAAAAGUUCCUUUCAAUUCUUUUCAGAUGA
Molecule: messenger RNA, 172 nt
Organism: Funneliformis mosseae
Lineage: Eukaryota; Fungi; Glomeromycota; Glomeromycetes; Glomerales; Glomeraceae
Source: the annotation of a GenBank genome assembly